AAUGUUUUUCUAAGAAGAACGAACAACGGUUCGGCCCGGUUCGGACUGCCAUGGAAAUAUGACGUAACAAUUUUCCUAGCCCGCCAGUAUUUCAAGGUUUUAGGCGCUCUGAAUAGAAUCCCCAAUUCUUUCACACAAAAGAAAAUAUGUUGUUCUUCUCGUACUUCAAGGAUUUGGUGGGACGGGAAGUAACAGUAGAAUUAAAGAACGAUUUAGCCAUACGGGGAACCCUUCACUCGGUGGAUCAGUACCUGAACAUUAAGCUUGAAAACACUAGGGUUGUCGAUCAAGACAAGUACCCCCACAUGGUUAUUGAUUCUCUCCGCCUUUUUUUUGUUGGGGGUUAGGGUUUAGAGUUUAAUUCUAACAUAAAAAUCUCUGAUUUUCUGUUCUAAUAACAUAUAAAUAAAUUUGUUUACCAGUUUCAGUUUAGUUGAAUGUCUCGAUAGCUAGUUGUUUUUCAUACUUGUCGUAUCUCAUGAGUAAUAUAUGCGAUGCUGAAUAUUUGAAAAUUCGUGUGCCUUGUAAAGCCAAGGUGAAAAUUAUAGGUCCUUAGGAAAUUCGAAGCAAUGGAAAAUUGUUUGGGAGUGAUUGUGGAAAUUAAUGAUUGUGAAGAUGUUGAAAUUUGGUUUGAAAUAAGUUGGUAUCAAAACUUCUUUUAUUCUUGUGAUUUUAUCACAUAUGCGUGGAUGGUGAACCUUACAGGAUUUUAAAAUUUUAGUUCAACAAUUCAAUGUUUAAUCUUAAAAGAUUCAUUUUUUGCUUCCGAAUUAACGAGGAUAAUUUCCGUUCUGAUCAAAUUCUCCAGUGGGAGACAUAGUUACAUAGCCAAGACCAUAGGGAUGAUUUUGAAGUUCUAAUUGGUGAUGCAAAUUUAUAUUUUUUAAACAGCAUAAAGUUUUAUAUGUAAUUUAUUUGAAGUUUUUGUAAUUUAAAUAUUAAAUUUAAUCUCUGUCCACUGGUGUUGUUUGGACAGCAACUUC
Messenger RNA from Olea europaea var. sylvestris, 983 nucleotides. RefSeq names its product sm-like protein LSM2. The transcript has 2 exons. Gene Ontology annotation, biological process: mRNA splicing, via spliceosome. Gene Ontology annotation, cellular component: U6 snRNP; catalytic step 2 spliceosome; U4/U6 x U5 tri-snRNP complex. Gene Ontology annotation, molecular function: RNA binding. Lineage: Eukaryota; Viridiplantae; Streptophyta; Magnoliopsida; Lamiales; Oleaceae. The coding region runs from base 147 to 347 and encodes 66 amino acids. The record is from RefSeq and is a predicted model, not a curated record.